GACCCUGGUGGUAAGAAAAGGGAGGAGAAAGAUACCACACUUGGAGGGAGAGAAGGUGAGAGGUUCAGGUUUCACUUUCAGCCAUGAACUCUUCAGAAGAUAACAGACACCAGCAGAGAAAAGAAGAUGUCACAUCUCCUUUGGAAGACGCCGCAAGAGAAAGGAGAAGGAUUUGGGUCAUCGAGGCCUGUGCUGCAGACAAAGAGCAACGUUUCAUUUCACCUUUUCUGGGAUGGAGAUUUCGUCUCACCAGUUUCACCUCUUGGAGCAACUAAAUGAGCAGCGCAGGCAGGACUUGUUCUGUGACUGCAACAUCCUGGUGGAGGGCAAGGUCUUCAAAGCCCAUCGCAAUGUGCUGUUUGCCAGCAGCGGCUACUUCAAAAUGCUCCUUUCGCAGAGCUCGAAGGAGACGAGUCAGUCCACGACUGCCACUUUCCAGGCCUUUUCUCCUGACACCUUCACAGUUAUCCUAGAUUUUGUGUAUUCAGGGAAAUUGUCCCUCACUGGUCAGAAUGUGAUCGAAGUCAUGUCAGCCGCCAGCUAUCUGCAGAUGACGGAUGUGAUCAGCGUGUGUAAAACCUUCAUAAAGUCGUCGCUGGACAUCAGUGAGAAGGAGAAGGAUCGCUACUUCAGCCUGUCAGACAAAGAUGUGAGUUCCAACGGCGUGGACCGAUCCUGUGUGUACAGUGGAGGCUGGAGGGCAGAGAGCAGCCCCCCACAUUCCCACUCCAGCCCAGACCCCGGGACUUGUAUGAUGGGUGGCAACACUUGGAGCAAUUUCAACUAUUACCCCACCUCUCAAAGAAAUGCCCAGCAGCAGCUGUCCAAACACGAGCAGCGGCAGGAUUCCAUCAAGAAAUCCCGGCACCUGGGGCUGCAGCAACCUUCUGACAUCCCCCACUAUAAAUCAAGCAAGCUGGAGGACAGGGCUGCUGAGCCUGCCAGCCACGCUGCACCAGCAGAGGAGCAAGUCCACAUUGACACCGAGGUUGAAGCUCCUCACGUGGGCUACCAGUUUGGCCAAGGGGCUGAGGUGAUGCCCAGGGGCUUGGCUGUGCCUCAGCAGGAGCACGAGUCACCCCGCUCCUCCAGUAAAUCCAAGUCCUCCAAAGCUGAGGAGCAGUAUGGGAACAUGCCCUCCAUCCUGGGAGUCAUGGGCAACUGGGCUGAAGAUGACCUGUCCAGGAUGAGGUUCAAGUGCCCGUUCUGCAGCCACGUGGUGAAGAGAAAAGCUGACCUGAAGCGUCACCUGCGCUGCCACACGGGAGAGCGGCCGUACCCCUGCGAGGCGUGCGGGAAGAGAUUCAGCAGGCUGGAUCACCUCAGCAGCCAUUUUCGAACUAUCCACCAGGCGUGCAAGCCCAUCUGCAGGAAAUGCAAGCGCCACGUCACCGAGCUGACGGGACAAGUGGUGCAGGAGGGGACGCGGCGCUACAGACUCUGCAACGAGUGCCUGGCCGAGGCUGGCAUCGACAGCAUCCGCAUUGACUUGGAGGCUGAGGCUCCUCUGGAGUUCCCACAGGAUGGGGACAAGGAUUCCAGGUGGCAUUAUGGGGGGGACAACAGGUCUGACGUGGAAAUCGUGGAGGACGGCUCGACCGACUUGGUUAUCCAGCAAGUGGAUGACAGCGAGGAUGAAGCGGAGGAGAAGGAUGUGAAACCAAAUAUUAGGUAGUUGGAACCCAAGGAUUGGGAGUUCUGUGGAAGAGGGAGAACGUACUGUGAGCAAAUUGUCCUCUGCCAGCUGGUGGUGAUCCUACAGACACACGUGGUUGCAUGUAUUUAUGGACAAGUCAUUGAGGUUUGUCAGCAGAAACCCCCCCAUGCGUUGUUUUGGUUUAAAAAAAUCCAUCCUGAAAUUCUGGAUAAACAAGGAAACUGCAAUAUUAGGUGGAUAAUUUUUAUAGCAGGCAAUGGGGAAUGUCUCCAAGCCUCUUGCAAAGGAAGUGAGGUUGAAAUACUUUUUAAAAGUCACAGAUUAUUGUAAAUUGCCCAUUUUUUACACUUGCAGAGAGGUGGGGUUUAUAUCAUUUGGCAAUAAGGACCCCCCACACCAGACAACCUCUCUUCAGUGGUCAGAAGUGAAGAGAAUCUUCCAUGAAAUUUCAUGAAAUCUUCAUGUUAUGAUAAGGAAAAAGGCAGCUAAUUAAAAAAGAGCAUUUAAAAUGUUUUGGCACUUUUGUCUGGAAAAGGACUUCUGUAAAAUGCAUUAGGAUGAGGUGAAUCUUCAGUAGAUCCUAUGUUCAAGACUUAUCUCUUUAAAAGAAAAUAAGCACAUGAAUGCUUAACACAUUAAAAUUAAAAAUUCGGAUCAUUAAUUGAUGCCAGUAGUUGUUUUAGUCUCAAAAUCAGAUCUCAGACUGGGCUGUUUCAAUAAGCACUAUAAAAAUACUC
Ficedula albicollis (Collared flycatcher) is the source of this 2394-nucleotide messenger RNA. Its product is annotated as zinc finger and BTB domain-containing protein 8A-like. The record is from RefSeq and is a predicted model, not a curated record. The coding region runs from base 233 to 1675 and encodes 480 amino acids. Gene Ontology annotation, molecular function: RNA polymerase II cis-regulatory region sequence-specific DNA binding; protein binding; DNA-binding transcription factor activity, RNA polymerase II-specific. NCBI's taxonomy places the organism in Eukaryota, Metazoa, Chordata, Aves, Passeriformes, Muscicapidae. Gene Ontology annotation, biological process: regulation of transcription by RNA polymerase II. The transcript has 4 exons.